AUGCAGAGGCAGUUCACCUCCAUGCUGCAGCCCGGCGUCAACAAAUUCUCCCUCCGCAUGUUCGGGAGCCAGGAGGCGGUGGAGAAGGAGCAGGAAAGGGUUAAAACUGCAGGCUUCUGGAUCAUCCACCCCUACAGCGAUUUCAGGUUUUAUUGGGAUUUAAUAAUGCUUAUAAUGAUGGUUGGCAAUCUGGUCAUCAUACCCGUUGGAAUCACGUUCUUCACAGAACAAACAACAACACCGUGGAUUAUUUUCAACGUGGCCUCAGAUACAGUUUUCCUCUUGGACCUGAUCAUGAAUUUUAGGACUGGGACUGUCAAUGAAGACAGCUCGGAAAUUAUCCUGGACCCUAAAGUGAUCAAGAUGAAUUACUUAAAAAGCUGGUUUGUGGUGGACUUCAUCUCAUCAAUCCCAGUGGAUUAUAUCUUCCUCAUUGUAGAAAAGGGAAUGGAUUCAGAAGUUUACAAGACGGCCAGGGCACUUCGCAUCGUGAGGUUUACAAAAAUUCUCAGUCUCUUGCGUUUAUUACGACUUUCAAGAUUAAUUAGAUACAUACAUCAGUGGGAAGAGAUUUUCCACAUGACCUACGACCUGGCCAGCGCGGUGGUGCGCAUCUUCAACCUCAUCGGCAUGAUGCUGCUGCUGUGCCACUGGGACGGCUGCCUGCAGUUCCUGGUGCCGCUGCUGCAGGACUUCCCCUCGGACUGCUGGGUGUCGCUCAACAAGAUGGUCAAUGACUCUUGGGGGAAGCAGUAUUCCUAUGCGCUCUUCAAGGCCAUGAGCCACAUGCUGUGCAUCGGGUACGGCGCGCAGGCCCCGGUCAGCAUGUCGGACCUGUGGAUCACCAUGCUGAGCAUGAUCGUGGGGGCCACCUGCUACGCCAUGUUUGUGGGCCACGCCACGGCUUUAAUCCAGUCUCUGGACUCCUCCAGACGGCAGUACCAAGAGAAGUAUAAGCAAGUGGAACAAUACAUGUCAUUCCAUAAGUUGCCAGCUGAUAUGCGUCAGAAGAUUCAUGAUUACUAUGAACACAGAUACCAAGGCAAGAUCUUUGAUGAGGAAAAUAUUCUCAAUGAACUGAAUGAUCCUCUGAGAGAGGAGAUAGUUAACUUCAACUGUCGGAAACUCGUGGCCACGAUGCCUCUGUUUGCUAACGCUGACCCCAAUUUUGUGACUGCCAUGCUGAGCAAGUUGAGAUUCGAGGUGUUUCAACCUGGAGAUUAUAUCAUACGAGAAGGAGCUGUGGGUAAAAAAAUGUACUUCAUUCAGCAUGGCGUUGCUGGAGUCAUCACAAAGUCCAGUAAAGAAAUGAAGCUGACCGACGGCUCGUACUUCGGAGAGAUUUGCCUGCUGACCAAGGGACGCCGCACUGCCAGUGUUCGAGCUGACACAUACUGCCGUCUUUAUUCACUUUCUGUGGACAACUUCAAUGAGGUCCUGGAGGAAUAUCCAAUGAUGAGAAGAGCCUUUGAGACCGUUGCCAUUGACCGACUAGAUCGGAUAGGCAAGAAAAAUUCAAUUCUUCUGCAAAAGUUCCAGAAGGAUCUUAACACUGGUGUUUUCAACAACCAGGAGAACGAGAUCCUGAAGCAGAUCGUGAAACACGACCGGGAGAUGGUGCAGGCCAUCGCUCCGAUCAGUUACCCGCAGACGCCGGCCGCGAACGCCGCCUCCACGGCCACGCCCACCUCCCGCAUG
Myotis davidii is the source of this 1698-nucleotide messenger RNA. It is a transcript of the gene HCN1, whose product is annotated as hyperpolarization activated cyclic nucleotide gated potassium channel 1. NCBI's taxonomy places the organism in Eukaryota, Metazoa, Chordata, Mammalia, Chiroptera, Vespertilionidae. Gene Ontology annotation, biological process: potassium ion transport; transmembrane transport. The transcript has 8 exons. Gene Ontology annotation, molecular function: voltage-gated potassium channel activity. The record is from RefSeq and is a predicted model, not a curated record. Gene Ontology annotation, cellular component: membrane. The annotation marks the transcript as partial.